AUGCCAACAAAUCGACAGCAUACCGCUCACUUCCCAGUCUUCAAGCGUGGGGGUCCCCAAGCUGUGACAUACGACCUUUCACAACCGAGCCGUGUUACCAUCACAGUCCCCAGGGCAUCCACGUGGACAUCGGGGCCCCAUUGGCACGAAUCUCACACGGAGUAUCUCCAGGUCCUGCAAGGACGCGCGUUCAUGAGACUGGGAGAUCAAAACCGGCACUAUGGGCCACAGGACGGCGUGAUCGAGGUACUCAGGUACACCGUGCACGAAUGGCACCGCAUCGAAGGGAACGAAGGAGAUGAAGAUCUCGUUGUUAGAGAAUGGACGGUCCCAGAAGAUGGACAGAAAGAGGCAUUCUUUCGAAUGUUGAAUUCAUUCUUGACCGAAGACCAUCCGAGCUCUUUGUACACGGCACCAUCGAUGACACCGACUUGGCUUCGAAAAGUCCUUGAGAGGCAGAUCGUGGUCUUGCAGUUGUUCAGCAUCUUUCGAGCCUGGGACAACUGGCCUGUUCUGAUCGGCAAUGACAGUGGAUGGAUUAGUUGGUCGGUGACACAUGCUGUUCUGUGUAGCUGCUCAUGGAUUGGAUAUGCUGUUGGACUGCGAGGGGUUUACGUUGAGUAUGUCGGAAAGGAACUGGCACCGGGAGUAAAGCUGAAAAAGCAGACAUGA
Molecule: messenger RNA, 672 nt
Organism: Capronia coronata CBS 617.96
Lineage: Eukaryota; Fungi; Ascomycota; Eurotiomycetes; Chaetothyriales; Herpotrichiellaceae
Exons: 1
Coding region: 1-672 (223 amino acids)
Source: RefSeq, a predicted model, not a curated record